Molecule: messenger RNA, 3272 nt
Organism: Haplochromis burtoni (Burton's mouthbrooder)
Lineage: Eukaryota; Metazoa; Chordata; Actinopteri; Cichliformes; Cichlidae
Product: gamma-aminobutyric acid receptor subunit rho-3
Biological process (GO): monoatomic ion transmembrane transport; nervous system process; regulation of membrane potential
Cellular component (GO): GABA-A receptor complex; neuron projection; synapse
Molecular function (GO): neurotransmitter receptor activity; GABA-A receptor activity; extracellular ligand-gated monoatomic ion channel activity
Source: RefSeq, a predicted model, not a curated record
GUUUGUGCCGCUUUCAAACCCGUGCUUCAUUUUCCCUCACAAAUACUCCACCUAUACAAAGUGGAGGUGUGCGCUAACCUCGUGCUUCUUUUGUCAUUGUCCCACUGAGAAAAUCCUGAUUACUGAUGAGUGUGUGCGUGUAUGCAUGUGUGUGGCUGUUUGUAGGUUAGUGAAAGAUUGCUGUGGCUGUAGAUAAGAGGAUUAGGGUGGAAUUAGUGUCAUUCCUCUAUCGCCGCGAGGAAUAGAUUCAUAUCGAUUUUAAUCAGGGAUAGAGAGAUCCACAAAACUGCAGAAACAAACAGACUGGGAGAGAGAGAGGGGGAGAGGGAGUGAAAGUGAGAGAGAGGAGAGCAGUGGAUGAUUUGGAGGGAAGGCAGAAGAUUCCUGGAGAUCAUCGAGCUGGGAUGUUCAGCUGGAAACUUGGGAGCUGCAGAGAUCUACGCUGCAGAGACACAUGACUACUUCAGGAACUUCCUCAUGUUUUUGGUUGGAAAUCUCACUGACGUCCUGGAGGUCUCUGGUUGAGGAAACGUCCAGCUGCUGUGGGAUGUUUGACCAGCGUUAGUCAGCAGGACUGGAGGAGAGAUGGUCGGGAUGUUAGAGCUGUGUCUGCUUUGGCAGGGAAACCUGUGAAGAAUGAAGGUGGACGUACUCACCUACCUGGCUCUGGCAGCAGUCAGCUUUGUCGCCAUGGUGACUGGUGGCCGCAGUUCAAGCCGCAGGAAACACAAGGAUGUCUUCCUCGGGGAGAACAGCAAGUUCAAGUUUGGAGGACGUAUUGACUACAAGCUGAAGAGGCAGGACAGCACCAAAACUUUACUAAUAAAAAGUGCGCCCAUCCCCGUAGGCAUUGAUGUGCAGGUGGAGAGCAUCGACAGCAUCUCAGAGGUCAACAUGGACUUCACCAUGACUCUGUACCUGCGUCACUACUGGAAGGACGAGAGGCUGGCGUUCCCGUCUAGAAACAACCAGAGCAGGACUUUUGACUCCCGGCUGGUGAAGAAGAUCUGGGUUCCUGACGUCUUCUUCGUCCACUCCAAACGUUCCUUCAUCCACGACACCACCAUGGAGAACAUCAUGCUGCGGGUUUACCCUGAUGGAAAAAUCCUCUACAGCGUCAGGGUCACUGUGACGGCUCUCUGCUCGAUGGACUUCAGCAGCUUCCCUUUGGACACACAGAACUGCUCGCUGGAGUUGGAGAGCUACGCGUAUAACGAGAAUGACCUGAUGCUUUACUGGAAGAAUGGCAACGACUCUCUGAGGACGGAUGAGAUCGUAUUGUCACAGUUCUUCAUUGAGCAUUUCCAAGCCUCCAGUGGCCUGGCUUUCUACAGCAGCACCGGCUGGUACAACCGUCUCUUCAUAACCUUCAUCCUGCGGAGGCACAUCUUCUUCUUCAUGCUGCAGACGUACUUCCCCACCAUGCUGAUGGUCGUCCUCUCCUGGGUCUCCUUCUGGAUCGAUAGACGGGCUGUUCCUGCAAGAGUGUCUCUGGGUAUAACCACAGUGCUCACCAUGUCCACCAUCAUCACAGGAGUGUCCGCCUCGAUGCCUCAGGUGUCGUACGUGAAAGCGGUGGACAUCUACCUGUGGACCAGCUUCCUGUUUGUCUUCCUGUCUGUGAUUGAAUAUGCAGCCGUGAACUACUGCACCACUCUGGAGGAGAUGAGGAAGAUGAAGAGGGGGAAGAUCCCGUCCACCUUCAACGCCAGUCAAGCAAUGGCCUUUGACGGGUGUUUCCACGACAACGAUAUUGAGCUGACUACAUUCCCCCGUCUGGCACCCACCUUGACCUCUGACCCUCUGACAUCGCCAACCCAAAGCUCAGACAUGCGCCCCACGGAGGGGACUCGGCUUCGCCGGCAGCGGUCUGUACGUGAAAACGUGGACCUGCUGGUCAACAACAGCUACAUGAUCGACUCAUACUCUAGACUGGCCUUCCCUCUGUCCUACCUGCUCUUCAACACCAUCUACUGGAGCAUGUACUCCUGAUCCAGCACCAAAUACUCUACAAAUUGAGUCUGAGUGCUGCAGAGGAGAUUCCUCAUCUCGACAGAGGUCCAAAGAGACUUCACUGGAAUGGCGCUCGGAUAGAGGGGCCUCAGCUACAUCCAGCUGAUGUUCUUUGCUGAAGAGCUGAGAUACAAACCCUCGAGGACCCUCAGCCUGAGUACGAACUCUGUAAUUGUGCAUUUAUCUCAUCAGAAGGGCUUCAAAUCCUGAGAGUCAGACUUUUUCUGUUUGGACGAUUUGUACAUGUGUCUUUUCUUUUUUGUGCGUCAUCGUAAAGGUCAUAUCAAUAUCUGCUAUUGAUAUAUGAUAUCUUUAUCGAUUUCUUUAGCUACAUGAUAUUAAAUUAGACAUAAACAGCGUGAAUAUGUGCUUCUUAAAAUAUCAGAACAUCUGCACAUAUUUGAAAACUGUGAUUGGAGCAAAGCAAACACUGUAAGUGUAAUUUGGUGUGUUUCUUGAUUAAUUUCUCUCUUGUUUGCAGUGUUGGAGUGUACGGGCAGAAAUAUUUAGCUGGAUUCAUUUUUAUUUGAGAAAAAAAUAUGGCUUAUUACAUAUUUGCAUUAACGAGAAAAUAUUGUUAGGUACAACAGGUGAUGGUUGGGUAAAACAAGCAGUAUAGUGUAAAGGGUUAAAAGUUGUAUUUUGUUAAUUUGUCCUAAACAAUAAAACAGAAGUUUUAUGUAAAGUUGUCAAAAGAUCGAUUUACGGGUUCUGCAAAAACUUGGUAUUAUGGUUGUACCUGAAAAAAAUACAUGAACUAUACUAAAAUUUUGAGUUUUAGUGUUUGAGCGUGCAGUACGUCUUCUUCCUUAAAGGCCACCUCAGCAAGUCAUCUGUCUCAUAUCAUCCUCCACUGUUGCACCAACCAUGUCCUUCACCACAUACAUGACUCUUCUCUGCAGUCUUCCUCUUGUCGUCCUGCCUCGCCGCUCCAUCCUCCACAUCCAAUUUACACAAGGCCACAAGCCAGUAUAUGCGUAGUGGAGAUUCCAAGCUGAUGAUAAUGGAAAGGCAUUUGUUGAUAUGAUAUUAUACUCUAUAGCUAUAUUAAUCUGGGGCAUCCAUAAACUGCCAGCCCAUUUUGAAAUCUGAAAAAUGUCUACAGCCCACCUAACCCCUCAAACUCUACUGUGACAUGAUCUGACCUCGUGUUCCACACCAUAACAUAUGCGUUGUACAAAAUGUUUGUGAAAUUAACAGUAAAAUUGUGUAAAAUCUUGACAUCAAAAAAGUGUAAAUAGAAAAACAACAAAGAAAAU